Molecule: messenger RNA, 618 nt
Organism: Drosophila biarmipes
Lineage: Eukaryota; Metazoa; Arthropoda; Insecta; Diptera; Drosophilidae
Gene: LSm1
Product: U6 snRNA-associated Sm-like protein LSm1
Exons: 3
Coding region: 108-521 (137 amino acids)
Biological process (GO): deadenylation-dependent decapping of nuclear-transcribed mRNA
Cellular component (GO): Lsm1-7-Pat1 complex; P-body
Molecular function (GO): RNA cap binding
Source: RefSeq, a predicted model, not a curated record
AUCUUUAAACAUUCGAAAAUUGGUCAUACCUAUAUUAAAAACAUUUAUAGUUAAGACGGUGACUUGAACCUAUUUAUUUAGCUAACUGAACACUACCUCCUAAUCUCAUGGACGAUCUGAAUCCUCUGGCGGGCACGGCUCACCUCCUGGAAGAAGUUGACAAAAAACUGAUGGUGCUACUGAGGGACGGACGGACUCUGAUUGGCUACCUGCGAUCCGUGGACCAGUUCGCCAACCUGGUGCUGCAGCGCACCAUCGAGCGGAUACAUGUGGGCAACGAGUACGGCGACAUUCCACGUGGAGUCUUCAUCAUUCGAGGCGAGAAUGUGGUGCUCCUUGGCGAAAUUGAUCGCGAGAAGGAGCAGAAGCUGCCGCUCAAGGAGAUAUCCGUGGACGAAAUCCUGGACGCCCAGCGCAGGGAACAGGAGCAGCGGCAGGAGAAGCACCGCCUGGUGUCCAAGGCGUUAAAGGAACGAGGCCUGGCUGUAGAUGCCAACAUAAUUAACGAGGACUUCUGCUAAGACUCUAUCUCUCUUUAAGUGCAUCGAUAGAUUAAGCUCAAAAGAUUUUCGUCACUUUGUAUAUUUGUACUGCAUUAAAAAACUACGUUAAAACCUA